Closterium sp. NIES-65 is the source of this 1479-nucleotide messenger RNA. The record is from the annotation of a GenBank genome assembly. NCBI's taxonomy places the organism in Eukaryota, Viridiplantae, Streptophyta, Zygnematophyceae, Desmidiales, Closteriaceae.
AUUGUGGUGGGGAAGCCUCGUGGUAACCGCGGGUUGUCGCGUACAAGACGCGGCCUCUCCGUCGUAGCAGCGCGCGAUCUAGACGAGGGAGAACCGCUCUUCUCCCUCCCCCCCUCCGCCUUCAUCUCCCCAGAACAACCUAUCACUCUCCCCUACCCGUACCCCCUCACGCCCGACGUCUCGCCUCUCUCCGGGUGGACGGCCUUCUCCAUCCUGGCGGCGUGGAUUCUGAGGGAGAAGCGCAAGGUGGAGAGCAGUGAGGGGUCGCAGUGGGGCGUGUAUGUGCGCUCGCUGCCUGAGUACGUGCCGCUGCCGGUGUUUUUUCCAGACGAUUUGAUUCAGGAGUUUGAAGUGCAGAGCAUGAUCGACCAUGCCUUCUCCUACCGAGAAACGUUCAAGUCAGAGUACGAGCGGUGUGACAAGGCAGCUAUCGCCAAUGCGGAGCUGUUUGACCACCACGCUGCCAACACCAUGGGCUGGCAGACGGACGAGCAGACCGACACCAUCGUCGUUCGGAGCUACGCCGCCCUGCCAGCUGGCGGCCAGCUGUACAACAGCUACGGGACAAAAAGCACCGACAUGUUCCUGCAGGUGUACGGCUUCGUGCCGGCCGACAACCCGCACGACUCGUUCCAACUCACCGCCUCCGAAGCUGACCUGGCAGAGAUAUACUAUAAGCACUAUGCGAACGUGACUAUAAAGGAGGGGAGAAAGGGCAUGUUCGACCUGUGGGCGGAGUAUCUGCUAAGGAGGACGAGCGAGGAUGUGAGGGCAGCGAAAGAGAAGGUGGAGGAGGAGGUGGGGGUGAUUGGCGGGCCAAAAGCAGAUGUGUUUGGGGAGGGCAGUGCGCAUGCGGUGUGGGCAGGAGGGCAGGUGGACCCGCGCAUGCUCCUCUUCCUCGCGUCGCUGUGGCACGUGUUUGGCUACGGGGAAGGUUUGGCCCAAGCCUCAGUGUGGUUCGGCUGGCACAUCUACAGUGGAACAUGCGCUGACAUGGCCCAAUCCAUAGGCCUGACCGACCACGAGCUCACGAGCCUCCUCGCCGCAGCUGAUCUGGUUCGGGAUGAGGUUCGGCAGGCCCUGGCGAGCUGCUCCACGCCUAUCGACGAGGAUCGGCGACGCCUGAAGCAGCUGGAGAAGUGCUGGUGGGUGGAUGGGAAGAUCGAGAAGGAAGAUGGAACGGAGGAAGAGGAAAGAGAGGAAGUGGGAGAAGGCGAGGAAGGGGAAGAGGAGGUGUGCACAAAGGACGUGGUUCAAUCACUCAUGGAAAGGGAGCUGGUGCUACAGUACCGUAUUGCAAAGAAGAAGUUGCUGCAUGAAGUUUACGAUCGGCUAGAGGAGGGGUGCUCGUCUCUCUUGCAGUCAGAGUCUCCAGAAUCUAAUUCCGCAGAGGCGGCAUCAGAAGGGUUGAAGGGAUUGUUACCAGAGCUGACUGUGUCGGCUCCACAUUUGCCUGCAGAGCAGCAUGACGAGCUUUAG